Messenger RNA from Aspergillus saccharolyticus JOP 1030-1, 2216 nucleotides. Its product is annotated as putative C6 transcription factor. Gene Ontology annotation, cellular component: nucleus. The transcript is spliced from 4 exons. Gene Ontology annotation, biological process: regulation of DNA-templated transcription; DNA-templated transcription. NCBI's taxonomy places the organism in Eukaryota, Fungi, Ascomycota, Eurotiomycetes, Eurotiales, Aspergillaceae. Bases 144 to 2216 code for a protein of 690 amino acids. Gene Ontology annotation, molecular function: zinc ion binding; DNA binding; DNA-binding transcription factor activity, RNA polymerase II-specific. The record is from RefSeq and is a predicted model, not a curated record.
AGGCUGCCUCAAGCUCUGGUCACUGCACUGACGCUCCAGCUCCAACCUCCCUCCAAUGUCAAUGCGAUUUAUCUGCUCUUGAUUCUCUUCAUUGCUAUCUUGCAUUCCGGAUCUUCAGCUGCACUGCAGCAAAAUCCCCGAUCAUGUCUGCAGCUCCGCGCCGCAACGGCCAGCCGCCCCUCUCGUGUGAGCCAUGCCGUAAGUCUAAGAUGCGCUGCGACAACGCAACCCCGGCCUGCCAGAACUGUAUCCGUCGAGGCAAGGCCGACAGCUGUGUAUAUCCUGUCACCCCCGCCUCGCGCACCUGGUACUCGGACAAUGCCCCGUCGCCAACCGCUUCCCCGCGCUCGCAGGGCCGCCCCGACUCCUUCACCCAAGGCCGGUCGGCGACCCCCAACGGCGGCGACGAGAAGCUCGCAGCCGCCAUCCCGAUGGGUCUGCCCACCGGCAACACCCACAGCAACAACAACAGCAACAACCACUCGGCUGUGUUCAGCGACAUGGAGGACCAAUUCCGAAACUCAAUGUACCUCGAUGCCUCGGGCCGGGCCGCGGAUUCCGCCACGCCGGACCCGAGGCAGGUCCAGAUGGGCGCCCGACUGCUCGCCUUGCUGUUUGAGAACCUGCCCCUGUACGAGCGUCUCGCCGAGACCUCGUUGGACGUCUGGCCCGAGGGCUGCAUCCUGGGCCACCGGCUCAUCACGGGCAUGUUCGAGGCGCUCGAGGAUAUCCUCGAGGCCCUGACGUCCGACCCCGGCUAUGUCAAGGAUCGGCAUGCGACUAUGCUGCGAUGGGCGCAGAAGAUCUUCGACGAUAGCUCCAAGCCCCUGGUCGUGCAUGCAGCUACGACGCCAGAGGACUACAUUCGCCGCCUCUCGUCCCGCUGGGAGGGCAUCGGUCUGGUGUACUCGAUUGUCGGGCAGGGGGCCAUGCUGGAGCGCGAUUGGCGGUCCAUCCGUGAGCGGGAGCGCAAUGUGCCGCGUGAUCAGAAGUUGCUGGCGGCCCAGGCUGUCUCGGCGAGUGAUGCCUGUCUGCAGUUCUGUGAUACCUUUGGUGCGGUCGAUGAUUCGCUGGGCUGGUUGCUGUUCCAGCAUCUGCAUCUGUUGACUUUGGUCUAUGGGGAAAAUGAUUCCCGUGCGUGGAGGAAGUUGGCCGAGCUGGCGACGGUAGCGUUUACGCUGGGCUCCAAUCAAUCAGAGAAGGACACGCGGACGCCAUUCUUCGUGGUCGAGCUCCGCAAACGUCUGGUGGCCGGCGCAUACAGCAUCGACAAACAGCUGGCCACCUCCUUGGGCAGACCUCCGCAGAUCAGCUGGCGCUACUAUGACGUCCAAUUCCCUCUCGACUUGAGCUACGAUGAAAUCUUGGCUGAGCCCAAGGUUCGAGAGGCCGCAAUCAGCAAGCUCGACAAGACCGGGUGGAACACCCAAGGGGUCGUGGGGAAGUCCGCGUGGCUCCGCAUUGCCCUGCUCAUUGGGUCGACGCGUGAGCAGAUUCUGGAGUUGUCUCUCAGCCGUCGUAUUGACGAUCUGGCACGCAAGGUUCAGGAGGUGUCUCAGCAAUCCCACAAGACUUGGAACGAGCUCCCCAGCUUCCUCCGCUGGCGACCCGGGUCUCCGGAUCCGAACGGUUCCAGCAGUGUCCUGCUGCCUCUGUACCUGAACUUUCUCUACAAUGAUUUUCUUCUCUACCGGGUUCUGGUCAAGCGGACCCAGAGCGGCGCAGAGGGCUUGAUCAGUGUUUCACAGAACAUACUGAGCACCAUUCUCGAACUCAUCGGUAAGGAGAUUGGAUCCAGGGCUGGAACCUACAAUGUCGGCUGGAAUGCAUCAUCCUUUGGUCUUCCGGCGGCCGGAGUCUUGGCUAUCGAGCUUCUCCGUCAGUCUGAAGCUCAGUCUCAGCUGCAAGCCCCCACGUUCCGCCGAUCGGAAGUCAUCCAGAAACUCACCGUUUUUGCCUCUCAUCUCCAGUACGUCGUGCGACCGCACGAUGGCAUGUAUGAUGUCUGCCAGCGCGCACGAAAGGUCAUCUCCAACAUCCUCGAUCGGGUACUAACCGUCAACCCAUCCCCGAUGCCUGCCACAUUAGCUGCCGAGGUAUUAGCUGCUAAUUGGCUCAAUGGCGAGACCGUUACUCUGGAUGACGGUUCGGACCUGUACCGGUGGAUUGAGAAUCUCUACCCCGAUGCAGCAGGGUCCACCUCUUCCUGGGCAUGA